AUGAAAACAAAUAUGACAAAUCAGAAGACACUGUUGGUACUGUUGUUUAUAUUAGCCUCCUGGAUCAUUUUUACAGUUUUCAAAAACUGCACACAGUUUUGGACUGCACUCAUGUUGCCCGUUUCCCUCCAUUACUGGAAUUUCAAGAAGUCCUCAUGCCCUGAAGCCCCAUUGUGUCCAGUGGUUUCACCAGUAAAGACUGACCUGAGGAUAAAGGAAAUCAUGAAGAAAUUAGAUCAGCUGAUCCCACCCAGACCUUUCCCCCACAUGAACACCACCACCAGCGCAGCACACAGCAGAGUCACUGUGCUCAAUCCUCGAGACACCUACUGCACAGGGGAGCAGCUAGACCUCUUGUUGGAGGUGAGGGACCACAUGGGACGCAGAAAGGAGUAUGGUGGGGAUUUCCUGAGGGCCAGGAUGUCUUCCCCAGCCCUGAAGGCAGGCGCUUCAGGAGAGGUGACCGACUACAACAACGGCACCUACCUUGUCCGCUUCACUCUGUUCUGGGAAGGCCAGAUGUCUCUGUCCCUGCUGCUCAUCCACCCCAGUGAAGGAGUGUCCGCUCUCUGGCGGGCAAGGAACCAAGGCUACGACAGGGUGAUCUUCACUGGCCAAUUUUCCACAGGCACCUACCAUGUCAAUACCAAUUGUGCCCUGGUUUUAAACUCAAGUGCUAAACUGUGCCAGUACCUAGAUGCUCAAGACCAAGAAACCUUCUACUGCGUGAAACCUCAACAAAUGCCCUGUGCUGCACUCACCCACAUGCACUCCAAGAACAAGGAAGUUUCUUAUCUCAGCAAACAAGAAAGGAGCCUCUUUCAAAGAUCAAAUGUGGGUGUAGAGAUUAUGGAAAGCUUCAAAGCCAUUCAUGUCUCCAAAUGCAACAUACAAGCAGUUCCAAGGAAAAAGAAAUGCAAACCUGGGAUGACAUCCACAGUCCCCAGCGGGCAUGUCUGGAAAGACACCUGGAAUCCUGUCUCCUGUAGUUUGACUCCCACCGAAAUGAAAGAAUGCCUGAGAGGAAAACUCAUAUAUCUCAUAGGUGAUUCCGCAAUCCACCAGUGGAUGGAAUACUUCAAAGAGAAUAUCAACACACUGAAGUCAGUGGAUCUACAUGAAUCUGGAAAACUUCAACAUCAACUUGCUGUGGACUUGGAUAGGAAUAUCAACAUCCGGUGGCAAAGACACGGUUACGCCUUGAUUGGAUCAUUGAACUAUUCAGUCAAAAGGACUGAGUACUUUUCCCAGGUCAUUGACAGAAUUGAAGGAGGAAAAAAUACUGUCAUUGUUAUUUCUCUGGGCCAGCAUUUUAGACCCUUUCCCACUGAUGUUUUCAUCCGAAGGGCCCUCAUUGUCCACAAAGCUGUUCAGCGUCUUCUUCUGAGAAGCCCAGACACUAUGGUUAUCAUCAAGGCAGAAAACACCAGGGAGAUGUACAGUGAUCCAGGGAGAUUCAGUGACUUUCAUGGCUACAUUCAGUAUCUUGCCAUGAAGGACAUUUUCCAGGCUAUUAAUAUGGGUGUCAUUGAUGCCUGGGAUAUGACCAUUGCAUAUGGCACACUUGAGGUCCACCCACCUCAAUCUGUGGUCAGAAAUCAGAUUAAUAUAUUGUUAAACUAUAUUUGCUAA
Messenger RNA from Trichechus manatus latirostris (Florida manatee), 1632 nucleotides. RefSeq names its product NXPE family member 4-like. Lineage: Eukaryota; Metazoa; Chordata; Mammalia; Sirenia; Trichechidae. The record is from RefSeq and is a predicted model, not a curated record. Bases 1 to 1632 code for a protein of 543 amino acids. The transcript is spliced from 5 exons.